Messenger RNA from Rhizophagus irregularis DAOM 181602=DAOM 197198, 1231 nucleotides. Lineage: Eukaryota; Fungi; Glomeromycota; Glomeromycetes; Glomerales; Glomeraceae. The record is from RefSeq and is a predicted model, not a curated record.
AAAUUUAGUAUGUGUUGUUAUUUCUUUCAUCUCUCAAAUUUGAAAUUUGAAAAUAUUUAAAUAAAAUUUUAGUUAUUUAUUUAUUUAUUUGUUUUAUUUUUUUGAAAAAAAAAAAACGAAUCACAAUGACAUUAUUUAAGAUCGGAAUUAGUGUUAUAGGAAUAUAUGCGUGUUUCUUAACAUGGGGAGUAUUACAAGAAAGAAUAUCAACAACACCAUACGGGGAAAAAAAAGAUGGUAGAUUUCGAUAUUUCAUAUUUUUGAAUAUGAUACAAUCAUUAUUAGCAUCAACAGUAGCAUUUUCUUGUUUAACAAUUACUGGAAAAACCAUAAUAGAAAAUAUUAAUUUAUCAUUAAUUAAGAGUUUGAUUCAAGUUGCAUUUGUUGGUACGAUUGGACCACCUUUUGGAUAUGAAAGUUUAAAACACAUAGAUUAUCCAACAAUUAUUCUAGGUAAAUCAUGUAAAUUGGUACCAGUUAUGAUGAUGAAUGUAAUAUUAUAUAGAAAGAAAUUUCCAUUUUAUAAAUAUAUUGUGGUCUUUUUAGUUACGGUUGGAGUAAGCGCUUUCAUGUUAUUACAACCUAUAAGUGAAAAAAAGAAGACAAUGGCAUCAAAUUCAUUAUACGGUAUAAUGUUAUUAUCAACGAAUUUGUUAAUUGAUGGUAUAACAAAUUCUACUCAAGAUCAAAUUUUUCAUAAAUUCAAAAUAACGGGAUUACAAAUGAUGUUUUUUAUGAAUUUAUUUAGUGGAGCAUUUACAUUCUCUUAUUUAUUACUUAACUAUCCUGAACUGAAUAAUGCAAUUGAAUUCUGCGGUAAAUAUCCCGAAGUAAUUAAAGAUAUUUUAUUGUUUUCUCUUUGUGGAGCAGUAGGACAAUGUUUUAUUUUUUUCACCUUACAAAAUUUUGGUUCAUUGGUUGUAGUCACUAUAACUGUAACUAGAAAAUUGUUUACCAUGUUAAUAUCAAUAUUCUGGUUCGAUCAUCAUUUGAGCAUUGGACAAUGGUUUGCCGUUGCAUUGGUAUUUUCGGGUAUUGGAUUAGAAUCUUACAUUAAAAAAUUAGAUAAUAGUAAAAAUAAAUUAGAUAAAAUUCAUGAUAGUGAAAAGAAAAAAUAAGAGGGAAGAUGAGUCAUCCAUGAUUGUGAUUAUCUUAUAUUUAGAAAUAUAAAGUUAGAUUAGAUUUAAUAGUUAAUAAUAAUAAAAUAAAUCUCAUACUUUGGCGCGAAAUU